Brassica oleracea var. oleracea is the source of this 1041-nucleotide messenger RNA. Its product is annotated as transcription factor bHLH51. Gene Ontology annotation, molecular function: DNA-binding transcription factor activity; protein dimerization activity. Gene Ontology annotation, biological process: regulation of DNA-templated transcription. The record is from RefSeq and is a predicted model, not a curated record. The transcript has 2 exons. NCBI's taxonomy places the organism in Eukaryota, Viridiplantae, Streptophyta, Magnoliopsida, Brassicales, Brassicaceae. The coding region runs from base 143 to 865 and encodes 240 amino acids.
UCUUCCAAACAAAACAAAAACGCAGCACCUCUUCAGUUCAAGUUUCAGAAUCUACUACACUCACAAAAAAUAUAAACAAAAAAAUAUAUACUAUUUAAUAAUUUAAAAAUAAGAAAAUAAAGUAUAUUGUUUUCUCUCGGGGAUGGAGAACUCGUACGACUCAGCAGCAGCAGCCAAGUGGUUUGAUUCAACAAGUCCAUAUAAUAUGGUCUCAUGGUCAUUACAACCUGGUUCCUCAGAUUCUGAUCUUAGCCGCUUUAACCUUGGUUCCUCUGAUGAAUUAGUCGGUGGGAAAGACAGGGCUGAGUCGGUUUCAAGAAGCCACAGUCUAGCGGAGAAGAGACGCCGUGACCGUAUUAAUUCUCACCUCUCCGCGCUCCGGAAACUCGUCCCUGAUUCCGACAAGUUAGACAAAGCAGCACUCUUAGCAAGAGUGAUUGAACAAGUGAAGGAACUCAAACAAGAAGCAAAAGAGUCUCCAAUCUUCCAAGAUCUUCCCACAGAAGCAGACGAAGUAACCGUCCUGCCUGAAACCAUCUCCAAUGAAUUUAACCAAGACACAACCAUCUUCAAAGCUUCUUUCUGCUGUCCAGAUCAAACCGAAGCAAUCUCAGAGAUCGUUAGCGUUCUCACAAAGUUUAAACUCGAGACAAUACAAGCUGAGUUCAUCUGUGUUGGAGGAAGAAUAAGAAUCAACUUCAUCGUAAAAGAGACAGCAACUACUACAUCAGCGAAAGCUCUAAAGCAAUCUCUAUGCGCAGCGUUGAACCGAAUCACAUCUUUGACUUCCUCUUCUACUUCAUCGGUUUGUAGGAUCAGAAGCAAAAGGCAGAGAUGGUUCCUCUCUUCUAACUACUCACAAUGAUAUCUUUUUUUUGUCAAGAUAGUAAAAUACAAACCCAUUUGUUUUGUUAGCAAUUUAAAGUUAUAAGGAUUGUAAUUAAGCUGGUGAAAAUGUGAUUAGAUAGAUAAAGGUUUAACAUUAAUGAAGGAUCCAUACAAAUUCUACAAGAAGGAAGCCAAGAAAACAUAAAACUGAAA